AUGGAGGCGAACGGGAGCGGCAGCGGGAGCAGCAGCGACUCGGCUCCCGACUGCUGGGAUCAGGCAGACAUCGAGCCGGGCAGCGGCGCUGGCUCGGGGUCCGCCCCGCCGGCCGCGGAGGCCGAGGCCCAGCAGGAGCUGCUCGGGGCGGCCUUCAGCCGGCAGCUGAACGUCAACGCCAAGCCCUUCGUGCCCAAUGUCCACGCCGCCGAGUUCGUGCCGUCCUUCCUGAGGGGGGGCCCGGCGCCCGGCCUGCCGCCACCCUCACCCCCGCCAGGCCUGCCGCCGCCACCACCCCCCGGUAAUUGCCGUGCCGGGACAGGGCUAGCCGGCGGGUGGGCGCAGAGGGCGGAGGGAUGGGGGCCAUGUUGGAAGGGCUCGGGGCUGUGCUGCGGAGGGGCCCAGGAAGAGGGUGCACCUAUAGAGACUUCUCCAGAGGAGCAGACAACCUCUUGUGAAGGUUCAAAUGCUGCUGUUAACAUGGAAAUUUCAGAAUCUGUUGUGGAAAAUGGAGAGACAGAGAUGUCCCCAGAAGAGUCAUGGGACCACAAAGAAGAAACAAGUGAAGCAGAGCUAGGAGGUGGUCCCACAGGGGAUGCAGGGCCUUCUGAAGAAAGCGCUCAGGAAAUGAUGGAAGAGGAAGAGGAAAUACCAAAACCGAAAUCUGUUGUAGCACCACCAGGUGCUCCUAAAAAGGAGCAUGUAAAUGUAGUAUUCAUCGGGCAUGUAGAUGCUGGCAAAUCAACUAUUGGAGGACAAAUAAUGUAUUUGACAGGAAUGGUUGACAAAAGAACACUUGAAAAAUAUGAAAGAGAAGCUAAAGAAAAAAACAGAGAAACAUGGUACCUUUCAUGGGCCUUAGACACAAACCAAGAAGAACGAGACAAAGGUAAAACAGUAGAAGUGGGUCGUGCCUAUUUUGAAACUGAGAAGAAACACUUCACUAUUCUAGAUGCUCCUGGACAUAAGAGCUUUGUUCCAAAUAUGAUUGGUGGGGCUUCUCAAGCUGAUCUUGCUGUGCUGGUGAUUUCUGCAAGAAAAGGAGAGUUUGAAACUGGAUUUGAGAAAGGUGGACAAACAAGAGAACAUGCCAUGUUAGCAAAAACAGCAGGUGUAAAGCAUCUAAUAGUUCUUAUUAAUAAAAUGGAUGAUCCAACUGUAAAUUGGAGUAAUGAAAGAUAUGAAGAAUGUAAAGAGAAACUGGUGCCAUUUUUGAAGAAAGUUGGCUUCAAUCCCAAAAAGGAUAUCCAUUUCAUGCCAUGCUCAGGACUGACUGGUGCAAACCUUAAAGAACAGUCAGAGUUCUGUCCUUGGUAUAUUGGAUUACCAUUUAUUCCAUACCUGGAUAAUUUGCCAAACUUCAACCGCUCAGUUGAUGGACCAAUCAGGCUGCCAAUAGUGGAUAAAUAUAAGGAUAUGGGCACUGUGGUCCUUGGGAAGCUGGAGUCGGGCUCUAUUUGCAAAGGACAGCAACUUGUGAUGAUGCCAAACAAGCACAAUGUGGAGGUUCUUGGAAUCCUUUCCGAUGAUGUAGAAACUGAUUCAGUAGCCCCAGGUGAAAAUCUAAAGAUCAGACUGAAGGGAAUUGAAGAGGAAGAGAUCCUUCCAGGAUUUAUUCUCUGUGAUCCCAACAACCUGUGUCAUUCCGGACGCACGUUUGAUGCCCAGAUAGUGAUAAUUGAGCACAAAUCCAUUAUCUGCCCAGGUUAUAAUGCAGUGCUGCACAUCCACACCUGUAUUGAAGAAGUUGAGAUAACAGCCUUAAUCUGCUUGGUAGACAAAAAAACAGGAGAAAAAAGUAAGACACGGCCCCGUUUUGUGAAACAAGAUCAAGUAUGCAUUGCCCGUUUAAGGACAGCAGGAACUAUCUGCCUUGAGACAUUCAAAGAUUUCCCUCAGAUGGGUCGCUUUACCUUAAGAGAUGAGGGUAAGACCAUUGCAAUUGGAAAAGUUCUGAAACUGGUUCCAGAGAAGGACUAAGCAUUUUUCUCAAUGACCCCCGCACAAUACUGUGAGGAAAAUCGACUCUGCAAAAGCCUACUUCACACCGCCUUCUUAUUUUCUGCCCAUUGAUAAACUUUUCCCCAUAUUUUGCAAAGGCAAAUUUCACAGCAAAGGUCCACAUUAUGUCAGCUUUCUCAUAUUGAGAGCUCUGC
This is a messenger RNA of Indicator indicator, 2156 nucleotides long. RefSeq names its product G1 to S phase transition 1 (gene GSPT1). Gene Ontology annotation, cellular component: translation release factor complex. NCBI's taxonomy places the organism in Eukaryota, Metazoa, Chordata, Aves, Piciformes, Indicatoridae. The record is from RefSeq and is a predicted model, not a curated record. The coding region runs from base 1 to 1980 and encodes 659 amino acids. The transcript is spliced from 15 exons. Gene Ontology annotation, biological process: translation. Gene Ontology annotation, molecular function: GTP binding; GTPase activity; translation release factor activity.